Messenger RNA from Sphaeramia orbicularis (orbiculate cardinalfish), 1356 nucleotides. RefSeq names its product zinc transporter ZIP3. NCBI's taxonomy places the organism in Eukaryota, Metazoa, Chordata, Actinopteri, Kurtiformes, Apogonidae. The coding region runs from base 155 to 1108 and encodes 317 amino acids. Gene Ontology annotation, molecular function: zinc ion transmembrane transporter activity. Gene Ontology annotation, biological process: zinc ion transmembrane transport. Gene Ontology annotation, cellular component: plasma membrane. The transcript is spliced from 3 exons. The record is from RefSeq and is a predicted model, not a curated record.
AACGCGGAAGAAGCUCGAAACACCUGCCGGAGGAGACAACAGGCUCGGACAGCUCAGAUGUCUCAUCAUUACCACAGUUGAUGUCUUUCCGUGUGAUGAUGACGCCACCUUCGCUUUAGCAUCCGUGAGGCGUUUUUGUGGGCGGAGCUUCAGGAUGGGCAUCAUCGUGGCCAAGCUGCUGGGCCUGCUGGGACUGUUCGGCCUCAUGCUGGCCGGGGUGCUGGUCCCGGUGCGCCUCCUGCUGGUGGACUACGACAAGGCCAACCGGUACCGGAGGGUUCUGUCUCUGUGUAACUCGUUCGGAGGAGGCGUGUUCUUGGCCACAUGCUUCAACGCUCUGCUGCCCACCGUCAGAGAUAAGGUGUCCGACGUGUUCCAGCAGCUGAAGGUCAACACAGACUACCCUCUGGCGGAGACGAUGAUGAUGCUGGGCUUCUUCCUCACCGUCUUCAUCGAACAGGCCAUCCUCACCUUCAGGAAGGAGAAGCCGUCCUUCAUCGACCUGGAGACGUUCAACGCCGGCGGCUCCGAGGCGGGCAGCGACUCCGAGUACGACACCCCCUUCAUCGCCGGUCCGGGCGUACGCGGCGGUCGCGGCGCCCAUUCGUCCCACGGUCACCAGCACGGUCACUUCAGCGCGGCGGAGCUGGCGGGGGCGGGGCCUCUGCGGCUGGUCAGUCUAGUCCUGGCGCUGUCGGCCCACUCGGUGUUCGAGGGCCUGGCGCUGGGUCUGCAGGAGGACCAGGCCAAGCUGGGCGGCCUGUUUGUGGGCGUGGCCGUGCACGAGACGCUGGCCGCCGUGGCUCUGGGCGUGAGCGUGGCCAAAGCGGGGCUGGGCCUGAAGGACGGCGCCAAGCUGGGGGUGACGGUGAGCCUGAUGAUACCGCUGGGCAUGGUGGUGGGGAUGGGCAUCGAGUCAACGCAGACGCUGGCGGGCGGCGUGGCGUCGGUGGUCCUGCAGGGCCUCGCCGCCGGAACCUUCUUGUUCGUCACCUUCUUCGAGAUUCUGUCCCGCGAACUGGACGACAAACAGGACCGGCUGCUCAAAGUGCUGUUCCUCGUCAUCGGGUACGGAAUACUUGCCGCGCUCGUCUGCAUCAAAUGGUGACGGGACGACAGAACGACCGCCGCCGCUCUCCAACGCCAGGGGGACGCCACAACAUUUAACCGAUAGAAUGAAGGUGAUGAAAAACGUAACGAGAACCGAGUAACGUGCGUUUCAUGUUGACGAACGGUCGGUUUUAACUAGAGCUGCAACCGAUUAAUCGACUCAAAGUGAUCCAAACAAAUCAUUUACCCACAGUUCUCCUGAAUCAAACCUUUGUUUCCUUCCAUUUCUCUGCUGUUAAACUUUGG